This is a messenger RNA of Symbiodinium necroappetens, 657 nucleotides long. NCBI's taxonomy places the organism in Eukaryota, Dinophyceae, Suessiales, Symbiodiniaceae. The record is from the annotation of a GenBank genome assembly.
AUGGGAAACACCUUGCUGACCACCCACAAGAUCGCAUGUGGUCACACAGACCGCACGCAUCUCCAGCGGAACUUGCUCUGUGACAGACUGUCCCAGCCGACAGCGGAGAUGGUGGACGCACUGCUCUUCUUGCAAGAUCAUACCGACGAGCUGGCGCAAUUCGGAAAGACGCUGCUUCGGUCAGAGCCGGGAAUAAGGUCUGCUGCGUGGGCGGAGCUGAUUGCAAGCUGCGUCUGUACACUCUUUGAGUAUUCCUCGCGUCGGGAGGGCGACGAGGGGCAAGGAGUCCUAGCUGCCUUUGCAGGUGUACUGGAACAGCCUCAGCGUUUCCUGCAGGACCUGAUGUCGUUGCAAGCGCAGGCCAUUCCGAAGGAGAAAAUUACGCAGGUGCAGUACCUCUUACAGGAGGUUGACUUUCGGGCAUCCCACGACUCGGAAGAGGUGCUAGACAAGGUGGCCGUGUUUGUCAAGGCCGCCAUGGACUGCGCCAAGAUCUACUGCGAGAUCCGAGACUUCGCAUGUGUUGGUCAAAUCGAUCGACACCAGGCGGCAAAACUGCUGGAUGGCCCAGAAAGUGACCAAAGGAGGAUGAUCAAUGCCAUGCACACUGGGAGAGCCGAUGCUCCAGACGGACCUGGGCUGCACAAGGAACCCUGA